UCGCCUCGACCCUCCUUAAAGAUCUGCUUCUCCUUUCGCAGGCGCGGCGCCCCCCAGUGUUCGCGGAGCUGCAGCAUUAAGUUUCCAGGGCUGGUCAGAGGAAGCUUCAAAGAGUAUUAUAUCUAAGUGAAAGGUGCUUGCAGAGCAGCAUUGGACAGAGAUUCCUGUAAAGAAAACUCCUGCAAAGAUCCACAAAGGCUUUCCAACUUGUUCUAGGACUUGGGAUUGUGCGGCCUAUUCACCCUCUGAAGAUGCCUCUUCAAAACCUCACACAACCCGUCUAUCACCAACCACCCAGUAACUCACAUGGUGACUUACAAGGCUUGUUCAAUAUGGUGAAUGGUUACUUGAGGGUCGUGCAACCCAACAGUUUCCCCAAAGAUCUCCUGACAUACGUGAUCAACCAUCAAAAUUUCUUUAACAACCAGACAGUCUAUAAAGAGAUACUCAAGUAUGAGACGGGCUUCCUGGUUUGUGCUGUCAUUGGUCUUCUGUUCAUUGUCCUUGUGCCUCUAGUGGGCUUGUUUUUCUGUUGCUGCCGCUGCUGUGGACACUGUGGCGGUAAGAUGUACCAGAAGCAGAAUAAGCACAGUGCCUGCAAGAGACGGACUCUUUUUUGCUUUCUGCUGGGCAUCACUGUUGUUCUUCUGGCUGGAGAUAUAUGUGCGUAUGUCAGCAACCAACGUAUAUCCCAAGGUCUAGAGAAAGGUUUUGUCAUUUUCAACAAUACAGUGAGCAACCUGGAUGUUUAUCUGAAUUCUUUACCCCAGGAAAUUAAUCAAAUUGUCAAGUCUAGUAAUGUGCCAUUCGAGGAGGUCAAUAAUAGCUUGUCAAAGAUUGGUGAUACCUUGGGGAGCAAGAUUAAAGAAAAACUAGGUGAACGAGCAAACAAAGUAUUAAACAUAACUGAGGAGCUUCUUCAAGACAUUCAGAGCAUAGACCGGGAACUCCAGAAAGUCAACCAGACUGGUGCUCGCUUGCAGAAAAUGCAAGAGGAACUGAACAAAAAUCUGACUGACCUGAGAAAUGAUAUCAAUGAGACACUGAAAAGAUGUGGCAGCCGAUGUGAGAAAGUGUCCGUAGAGAACCUGACACCUGAGGCCAAUUUCUCAAUGAUUCCUGAUGUCAAUGAUAAACUUAAUUUGAUAUCUGAGCUGAACCCUUCAGAGCUCAACAAUACUAUAAUAAAGGCAAGAAAUGUCAUAAACGAAAUACCAGAGAAAGUCUCUAAUCAAACCAAAAAUGAGGCGUCUGAUAUACAGGAUCUACUUAACGAAGUCAGGAAAGGAAUUAAUACAAUCAGUGAUAAAUUUCACAAGAUGAUCUCACUGAAGGAAAUCUCUGCAUUUAUGGAAAAUAUUGUAAAGAAGGCAAAUUACUACAAGCCACAUGUGAUCAAAUAUGAUGGCUACAGGUGGGGUGUUGGCGUCUGCCUUUGCUGCCUGCUGCUUGUAAUAAUUGCCUUCAAUGUGUUGGGCCUUUUGCUUGGUGGUCUUGGACUAGAUUCAAAGGGAAUGCAAUGCCCUACCAAUCGGGGCUGCCUGUCCAACACUGGUGGAAACUUCUUUAUGGCGAGUGUUGGAUUCAGCUUUAUAUUUUCAUGGUUGCUGAUGUUGCUGGUUCUAGUACUAUUUUUAGUUGGGGGCAAUUCAUACACAUUGGUGUGCCAGCCUUGGGCCAAUGGAAUUAUCCUUCAGUAUCUGGACACAUCUGGGUUGAUACCUCAAUUAAAUGUGAAAAAGCUCAUGAAUUUGAAUGGUUCUGAUGUAAACCUGACCAGCAUAUACAAGAAUUGCGAAGGAAAUGCAUCCUUGUGGAAUACCUUUCACCUAGAUGAGGUCAUCUCUUUGAAUGACACCUUCAACAUCAGCAAGUACACUCAAGACAUUAAUUCAACCUUGAAUAAAAUAAAAAUCAAUAUUGAACCUAUUGAACUCCUGAACGAUGAUCAAAAAAGCAGGUUGCUGAAACUGAGUUCAAAAGAUGGGCCUCUGAAUGUGGAUUUUAAGAGUACUCUUGAACAGCUUAACCAGAAUCUGACCAAACAAGACUUGAAUACCCUGAUUAAUAACUUGGAAGAAUUGGCAAAUAAAACUGAUGUUGAUGGAAUACGUAAUGAUUUGCGACGUCAAGCGAAUGAGCUGAAGAAUAUCCAAAAUUGGACAAACCUCACAUUUAUUCCAGAAAUUGAAGCCUUGAAGGGAAGCAUCCAGAGGUUGCAGAAAUCUACCCCUCAAAUUCCAAAUCUGAUAAACCGCACGCUGUUGGAAAUAGAUGACACCAAUGUAUUUAUAAAGGACCAGACAGAGAAAAUUAUAAACUAUGAGACCAAUACUUUUAUAUUGAACAUAGUGGAUUAUUUUUCCUCUUAUCUGACAUGGAUUGCGCGUUCUAUCAUAGGAGAAUUUGGUCGCUGUGGUCCUGUAGCCUGGGCACUGGAUAGCGUGAAUACCGUUGUCUGCAAUUACCUUGUUGAUUCUUUGAAUGCCUUCUGGUUCAGUCUGGCCUGGUGCACAGUCUUUCUGUUGCCAAGUAUCAUCUUCGCUGUGCGGCUUGCCAAGUUUUAUCGUCGAAUGAGCGUCGAGGACAUAUAUGAGGAUGAGAUUAUGGAAAACUUUGAACUGUCAAGGCAAAGCAUGUUCAAAAUGCCCCGGCCUCAGCUGAAGAAAUAACAUUUCCUUUUUCAACAUUCCAUCUCUGAGCAGCUAUGAAUGCAACAAACAAUGGUCAAGAGAAUUCUUGGGUUUCUCUUGACAUUGUGCAGUGUGUGGAUCUUUGCCACAUUUUUUCCUGAACAAAUUUGUAAGAUGGCAACCACUUUUUCCCUACAAGAGAGACUACUGUGCCAUAAGCCCUGUGACAGAGAAGUGUAGUUUGGCUGUACACUCAGUCUAUGAAGAGGGUUGCGCUCUACUCGAGAGAUUAGGCUUGCCGUCUUUAUGCUGUCCAUUUUACAGGAAAAACCCCUGAUACUCAAGGGGCUCCAUAGUGAUGUCAAUGCAUUCUACUGAAUUACUGUACAGACCCCAAUUACUAUACAGACCCCAAUCAUCUUCACAGUAAUUCUUCUGACCCUUAACAGAUUUAGAACUCUUUGUUAGAUUAAACUGAAUUGCAAAUAGUGCCUUCUGGAUCUACUCCAUACCUACUUUAAAGGUUGAUACUCUGGAAGAGAAAGCAAAUAUGAGCCAUAAUGAAAUACUACUGAGCAUUUCUGAAUAAGGAAGAAUGAAUUGCCUUACAUUUUAUCUACAGCACUUUGCAGAUUUUGUCUUGUACGUCAGUUCUAUCAUUGCAAUCUAGUCACGUAUGUUUUUCUCUUUCCCUCUUCCUCACAAUCUCCAAUAAUUGAUUUGCAUAUUUUGGGCAUUUAUCCUCUCCCCAAUAUUAUACCAAAUAAUAUUGAACCAUGAAUUUAUUUUGUCAGAAACGUGACACACUCAUGAGAAUGGGGAAAUUCUCAUGAGAUGAAUAGUAAUAUUUAUUAAGAAAUCAGUGAUAGAAAUGAAUGCAUUUAGAUUAAUGCAAAAUGAAGAUGA
Messenger RNA from Thamnophis elegans (Western terrestrial garter snake), 3539 nucleotides. Its product is annotated as prominin-1-A-like. NCBI's taxonomy places the organism in Eukaryota, Metazoa, Chordata, Lepidosauria, Squamata, Natricidae. The record is from RefSeq and is a predicted model, not a curated record. The coding region runs from base 252 to 2672 and encodes 806 amino acids. Gene Ontology annotation, molecular function: cholesterol binding. The transcript has 25 exons. Gene Ontology annotation, cellular component: prominosome; cell surface; apical plasma membrane.